AUGGAGAGUAAUGGUGUGGAAAUGAAGCCUGUGGAAGUAUUGGACUUUGGCAGCAAGCAGGAGCUGAAGGAGGAGAGGCCAGCACCGCUGGGUAGCAGUAACACAAGCGAUGAGCUCAUUUCCAUGGUGCUUCCAACACUCACACGUCCCAAUAAGCGCAGACAUAUCAGGACAGAUUUUGAAGAUAUAACUGUAUCGUCGGAUGCAGCUGAAGCGCAAAGACGUGAACGGGAGCGAUUGCGGCGCUUAUCCAAACUACGUGGCUCGGAGGCCGUUAUGAGCGGUGGUGACGUAGAAGUGGCAGACUGCAAGCAAGAAAUACUGACUUCCAGUGAUCACCCUGAACCUGCAGCCAAAUGUUCGAAGUUACCGCUACUAGCCGGUGUGAAGCCGUCGACAUCUUAUGUGGACACGGAUGUUAUCGAGCUGAGCAGUGAUGAGGAUUCGGAUGCGGAUGCACGAUCGAUUGAUUUGAUUCAGCCCGUGCCAUUUUGUUUGCAGUCGCUAUCGCGCAAG
Gongylonema pulchrum is the source of this 516-nucleotide messenger RNA. Lineage: Eukaryota; Metazoa; Nematoda; Chromadorea; Rhabditida; Gongylonematidae. The record is from the annotation of a GenBank genome assembly.